AUGACGCUCGAAUCCGCCAUCCCACCUCAUCUCCAACAAGAGAGGACACAGCCAUCGAAACUGCCGCAGAACUAUGACCCGCCCUUCCCAGCAUUCUCAGCACGCUUCCCGAAAGAUGUCAAAGACAUUGUGAUGGUGACGAUUGGUGCACAACAUGUCGACCGCAAGCCGUCCACAGACGCAUCCGCGCUGCCUCAUAUCAUUCGCUUCCUCAGUCAAGGGCCGGAGAAGUAUCAUCCCACGUACUGGGAGCCGGCGUCCGUCACGGACAACUCGGGAGCAUACAACGAAGUCAUCAUCUGCUACUGGCACAGCGCAGCGCAAUACCAAUCCUGGGCGACUCACAGCGGCUUCGAAGCGUGGUGGCAAGGACUCGACCCCGUGGCAGAAGCCCACGGCUGGUUCCUAGAGAUCUUCUUCCCGAGCGUGGAGCGCUUCGAAACGCUCUUCUCCAACGACCAGGCGACCGAGGGAGCGGCGUACAUGAAAACCGACAUCAGCGGUCCCAUUUCCGAGCACGUUUACUGGGGCAGCAUGCGGGACCGGCUGCCCAUCUCGCAGACCGACGCCCUGCCAGGAACCAACGAGGGAGCGAAGAGCAAGCACCGCACGGGAGCAGCGGCGCCGCUCAAGAAACGCACGCGCGUCGAGGGCAAGAAGAAUCUCGCCGUCAUCCGCUCGGGGCAGGACUGGUCGAAGACGAAUCCGCACGAGCGCAAGCUCUACUUGGACACCAUGCAUCCCGUCCUCAUCACCGGCAUGGACUUCCUGCGCGACCAGGGGAACGAGGUCGGGUGUUUUAGCUGCCGGUUCAUGGACGUGCUGGAUCGCGAGAGCUUGCAGUCGGGCACGGAGAAGACGUUUGGAUAUGCGUAUUUCGAUGAUUUGGCGUCGCUGGAGGGGUGGAGCAAGCAGCACAAGACGCAUUUGGACAUUUUCGGGCGCUUCUUGCAGUAUGCGAAGGAGUUGCAGGGGGAUGUGUCGUUGAGGUUGUUUCAUGAGGUGUUGGUAUUGGAGCCGCAGCAGCAGUUCUUCGAGUACGUGGGAUGUCAUCCCAAGACCGGAAUGCUCGCUGGGGUAUGA
Neohortaea acidophila is the source of this 1083-nucleotide messenger RNA. Its product is annotated as hem-containing dehydratase protein. Bases 1 to 1083 code for a protein of 360 amino acids. The record is from RefSeq and is a predicted model, not a curated record. The transcript has a single exon. NCBI's taxonomy places the organism in Eukaryota, Fungi, Ascomycota, Dothideomycetes, Mycosphaerellales, Teratosphaeriaceae.